Molecule: messenger RNA, 2169 nt
Organism: Girardinichthys multiradiatus
Lineage: Eukaryota; Metazoa; Chordata; Actinopteri; Cyprinodontiformes; Goodeidae
Gene: ewsr1b
Product: EWS RNA-binding protein 1b
Exons: 15
Coding region: 57-1865 (602 amino acids)
Biological process (GO): regulation of DNA-templated transcription
Cellular component (GO): nucleus
Molecular function (GO): transcription coregulator activity; RNA binding
Source: RefSeq, a predicted model, not a curated record
GAAGAAGAACUCUCCUCACUAAGCAGCGUCUCGUCGGCUCGCUCAGACUCACUAAAAUGGCGUCUGCUCCCGAUUACAGUUCCUACAGCCAGAGUGGUGCUCAGCAGGGAUAUGCCUCCUAUGCUGCCCAGCCAUCACAGAAUUAUGGUCAAUCAGCACAGCAAGGCUAUGGACAGCAGAAUUAUGGAUCAUACACUCAACCUGCUGCAGCUGCUGCUGAUAGCAGUUACACCCAGACAACCCCUGCAGCUGCAGGAUAUCCUCAGCAGCAACAACAAUAUGGAUCGUCAUAUGGCCAGCAGCCAGCAACUGGUUAUCCUCCUGCCCAGUCUACUACUCAUGGCUAUUCACAGUCAACCCAGAGUUACGGGGCUAGUGGUUACGAUAGCACUCCUGCUACUGCUGCUGCUCCAGCUGCCUCCCAGUCUUACGGCUCUCAGCCAGGGUACACUGCCCAAUCUGCCUACCCUGGGUAUGGUCAACAGGCUGCACCUUCUGCGCCUCAGAGUGCUAACACCCAACCAGCUAGUUACAACCAAAGCACUUACUCCCAAACGACAUCUUAUGGACAGCAACAGCCUGGAUAUCAGGGUCAGCAGGCUGGCUAUAACCAGCAGCAGGGAUACCAACAGCAGACACCACAGCAGCAACAAGCCCCUCCUGCUUACCCUCCACAGGGUGCUGGUUCCUAUGGCCAAACAGCAGCUAAUCAAUACAACCAGCAAGGUGGACCACCCAGUUAUAACCAGUCUGGCCCUUACAGUAACUACAGACAGGAUGGCCAAGGUGGAGGUUCUGGCUAUCCAGGCUCUGAGUCUGGAAGGUACUCUGGGGGUGGAGACAACAGGGGCCCGGGUAGGGACGGCUUUGACCGAGGUGGAAUGAUGCAUCGUGGGCGAGGCAUGGGUCGUGGAAUGGGCAGCGCUGGAGACAGAGGUGGCUUCAGUAAGCCUGGUGGACCCAUGAACAGCGAUGAACGUGAAAUGGGACGUCCAGAAGAGCAGGAUGAUUCUGAGAACAGCACGAUUUACAUCACUGGGUUGACCGAGAAGGCCAACCUAGAGGAAAUGGCUGAAUUCUUCAAGCACGUUGGGCCAAUAAGGAUGAAUCGCAGACUGGGUCAGCCUGCUAUCAACAUCUACACAGAUAAGGACUCAGGAAAGCCUAAAGGAGAUGCCACCCUGUCUUAUGAGGAGCCCAUCUGUGCUAAAGCAGCUGUAGAGCAUUUUGAUGGAAAAGAGUUUCAAGGUCGAAGACUUAAGGUGUCCAUGGCACGGCGAAAGCCCAUGAUGGGUGGAAUGAGGGGUGGUAUGCCCAUGCGUGACGGCAUGAUGGGUCGUGGAGGUAUGAUGGGACGAGGAGGGGACCGUGGAGGUUUUGGUCCACGAGGUGGCCCACGUGGAAUGGGCAGAGGUGGACCCACAGGAGGAAACAUGCAGCAAAGAGCAGGGGACUGGGAGUGUCCUAAUCCGGGUUGUGGUAACCAAAACUUUGCUUGGAGGAUGGAGUGUAACCAGUGCAAAGCUCCCAAACCUGAGGGCUUGGGUAGUGGUCCUCCUUUCCCCCCAGGUGGUGACAGAGGCAGAGGUGGACCAGGAAUGCGCGGAGGCAGAGGUAUGGACCGUGGUGGGCCAGCAGGAGUCGGAGGCCCAGGUGGACCCGGUGGUUUCCGUGGUGGUUGGGGAGGUGACCGUGGUGGAUUCAGAGGACGUGGCGGCAUGGACAGAGGAGGGUUCCGUGGAGCCGGACGUGGAGGACCGCCCAUGGACCGAAUGGGUGGCAGAGGGGGAAGAGGAAUGGGACCACCUGGUGGCAAGAUGGAUAUGAGGGACCAUCGCCAGGAGCGUAGAGACCGGCCUUACUGAAGGAAAACUUCUCGAUUGUUCCUGUUGUGGAAUUUCAUUUUUAAAAGAAGUUUUAAUUUAUGAUUCCAUAUUUUGACAACCUGUGCAGUUUGUCCACUCUGGUUACCGUUUUAAUUUUCUUUUUUUAGUUAGUGUUUACGCUGCAUCCUGUAUUGUGCAUGUUUUUGUUUUUUAAAUAUGAACAUUAGGUUUGACAUUGUAUCGUAAAUGCAGUAUUUUCCAUUGAUUGAUGUAACUGUCCCUCCUUUCCCAUUACUUAAGUUGUACAAUGACAAACUUGGCAAAUAAAAUUUUGUGAAUUUCA